AUGCCGCCCGAAGAGUCCAAGAUGGCCGAGCCCAUUGUCGACAAGGGCAAACAAGUCGACCAGGGCGAAUCCGAGUCCGAAGAUGACGAGCCUGCCGCCACCACCUCGGCCGCCGACACGCCGGCAGGGACGUCAACUGCUAGCAAAAAGAAGAAGUCGAAGCGCAAGAAGGCCAAGCAGCUCCUGACGGGCAAAUCCGAAGAGCAGAAGCAGGCCGACGAGGUGACAAAGGCCAUAGGGGGCUUGACGCCUCAGCAAAUGAAGGAGCUGGUGUCCCUCAACCCGGGGCUCAUGCAAGAGCUUGCGGCUGCGUCUGGAAGCUCGAACCCGUCCCCCGACCAAGUCGCCAAUAUGCUCAAGAACAUGAACCUCGCCGACAUCAUGACUGGUCUGGCAGCCAGCGGCAAGAAUGUCAAGGACAUGGGUGCGUACAAGUUCUGGCAGACGCAGCCCGUGCCCAAGUUUGGCGAGGAGGGAGCCAAGGUGGAGGACGGCCCAUUGAAGAUGCAAAAGGUCGAGGAUAUCGACAAGGAGCCACAACCUCUGGUGGCUGGGUUCGAGUGGGUGACGGUCGACUUGAUGGAUGACGGAGAAAUAAAGGAGGUGUAUGAGCUGUUGAACGGACACUACGUCGAGGACGACGAGGCCAUGUUCCGCUUCAACUAUAUCCCCGAAGUGCUCAGAUGGGCCAUGAUGGCUCCAGGCUGGCAGCGCAAAUACCACAUUGGUGUGCGAGCGUCGCAGUCCCGCAAGCUGGUGGCCUUCAUCUCCGCCAUCCCCGUGCAAAUUCGCGUGCGCGACAAGACCUUUACGUCGUCCGAGGUCAACUUCCUCUGCGUGCACAAGAAGCUCCGCGGCAAGCGCCUCGCGCCGGUGCUCAUCAAGGAGGUCACCCGCAUCAGCAACCUCGACGGCGUCUGGCAGGGCCUGUACACCGCAGGCGUCGUGCUGCCCCGGCCCGUGAGCACAAGCCGGUACUACCACCGCGCGCUGAACUGGAAAAAGCUGCACGCGUGCGGGUUCAGCCCCCUUCCCGCGGGUAGCAAGCCGGAAUACCAGGUGCGCAAGUACGCGCUGCCGGAAACCACGGCGACAAAGGGCCUGCGCGAAAUGCAAGACAAGGACGUGGAUGCCGUCGUAGGCCUGCUGAAGAGAUACCUGGGGCGGUACAACAUGGCGCCAGAGUUUGCCGCGGAAGAAGCCCGCCACUGGUUUCUGCCCAAGAAGGACUCGAAGCAGGUGAUUUGGUCCUAUGUGGUCGAGGACAAUGGCAAAAUCACCGACUUCUUCUCCUUCUUCUGCGUCGAAUCCUCCAUCAUCAAGAACAACGACGUCCUCCGCGUCGCCUACCUCUUCUACUACGCCAGCGAGGCCGGCCUCAGCGAGCCGUUUGACAAGCCGGCUCUCAAGACUCGUCUCAACGCGCUCAUCAACGACGCCCUGAUCCUCGCCAAGAGGGCCAAGCUGGAUGUGUUCAACGCGCUGUCGCUCAUGGACAACGCGCUGUUCCUGGAGCAGCAAAAGUUUGGCGCCGGCGACGGGCAGCUCCAUUACUACCUGUUCAACUAUCGGGCCAGCCCGAUUUCCGGCGGGGUCAAUGCCAAGAAUCAGCUGGACGAGGAUCAUUUGAGUGGUAUUGGGCUGGUGAUGCCGUAA
Metarhizium brunneum ARSEF 3297 is the source of this 1656-nucleotide messenger RNA. RefSeq names its product Glycylpeptide N-tetradecanoyltransferase. Gene Ontology annotation, molecular function: glycylpeptide N-tetradecanoyltransferase activity. The record is from RefSeq and is a predicted model, not a curated record. Gene Ontology annotation, biological process: N-terminal peptidyl-glycine N-myristoylation. Gene Ontology annotation, cellular component: cytoplasm. NCBI's taxonomy places the organism in Eukaryota, Fungi, Ascomycota, Sordariomycetes, Hypocreales, Clavicipitaceae.